This is a messenger RNA of Trypanosoma brucei brucei TREU927, 2439 nucleotides long. RefSeq names its product ATP-dependent Clp protease subunit, heat shock protein 78 (HSP78), putative. Gene Ontology annotation, molecular function: ATP binding; ATP hydrolysis activity. Lineage: Eukaryota; Euglenozoa; Kinetoplastea; Trypanosomatida; Trypanosomatidae. The record is from RefSeq and is a predicted model, not a curated record. Gene Ontology annotation, biological process: cellular response to heat. The coding region runs from base 1 to 2439 and encodes 812 amino acids. Gene Ontology annotation, cellular component: cytoplasm. The transcript has a single exon.
AUGCGAAAGCUGGGUUCGGGUGGCCGUGGUGUGUGGGCAAACAGCUUGACGACAAAACGUACCGUGCAGGUCGGGGGCUAUUCGGCUGUUUCGCUACUACCUUCUACAGCCCCUUUGUGUAAUGGGUUAAGUACCUUGUUUGGUGUGCAACGGCGCUUUCAGUCCAGUGUCACGCCAUGGGGUGGUCAACAAGGUGGGGGGAGUGGCAGCAACAGCAACAGUAACACUCAACAGCAACAGGGCCGGGCAUGGGUAAACCCACAGGCAGUGCCCCCUGGUGAGUUUCUAAACAAAUAUGCCCGCAAUUUGACGGAAGAGGCUCGCAUGGGACGCCUGGACCCCAUUAUUGGCAGAGAGGAAAUUAUCCGCCGUACCAUUCAAGUAUUGAGUCGCCGAACGAAAAAUAACCCCGUUCUUAUCGGAGAACCUGGCGUUGGGAAGACAGCCAUUGUGGAAGGAUUGGCCCAACGUAUUGUCAGUGGCGAAGUACCGGAGAGUAUCAAGGAUAAGAAAGUGUUCUCACUAGACAUGGGCUCUUUAGUUGCUGGUGCGAAGUUCCGUGGUGAGUUUGAGGAGCGGCUGAAGGGUGUGCUAAAGGACACAAUUGAGUCGCAGGGGAAAGUUAUUCUUUUCAUUGACGAGUUGCACACCCUCGUUGGGGCGGGGGCAUCCGGUGAUGGAUCCAUGGACGCGGCGAACCUCCUGAAACCUUCACUCGCCCGUGGUGAGCUUCAUUGCGUCGGUGCCACCACUUUGGAUGAAUACAAGCGUCACAUCGAGAAGGAUGCCGCUCUAGCUCGCCGCUUUCAGUCUGUCCUCGUAACUGAGCCCACGGUUGAGGAAACCAUCUCCGUGCUACGUGGCAUUAAGGAAAAAUAUGAGGCCCACCAUGGGUGUCUCAUUAAGGACGAGGCCCUCGUUUACGCAGCGGUUAAUUCCCAUCGAUACCUCUCAGAGAGGCGGCUACCCGACAAGGCUAUCGACCUUAUCGACGAGGCAGCAAGUCGGCUGCGACUUCAGCAGGAGUCCAAACCAGAGCAGCUUGAUAGCGUGGGGCGUGAGCUUGUCCGCCUAAAGAUUGAAGCUGAGGCAGUGAAGAAAGAUAAGGAUGAGCUGGGAAAGGCGAAACUGACGCAGCUCUACAACCGGAUUGAGGAGAGGCAGAAGGAGUAUGAUGCAUUGGAAGAGCGCUGGAAGAAGGAGAAGGCCAUGUUCGACCGCAUCAAGAAACGAACGGAGGACUUGGAUGUUCUUCGCCACCACUACGAGCAGGCGCGAACGGAGGGUGAUUUUGCCAAGGCAUCCGAAAUAUUGCAUGGAAGGAUACCUGCUCUGAAGAAAGAAAUUGAUGCGGAUAAGCAGGCAACUCGUACUGAAAACUUCCUUACGCAUGACUCCGUUACCGCUGAUGACAUUGCUCAGGUCAUUGCCCGUGCCACUGGCAUUCCCGUUGCACAACUUAUGACAGGUGAGAGGGAGAAGCUCAUCACCAUGGACAAGGAGCUUCGUCAGAGGGUUCUUGGCCAAGACGAGGCGAUUGCCACUAUUACCAACGUUGUGCGCAUUUCUCGUGCUGGCCUCCACGCACACAAGCGUCCACUUGGCUCCUUCCUAUUUCUUGGCCCAACUGGUGUGGGAAAAACCGAGAUAUGCAAACAACUGGCGAGGUUUCUAUUCGAUGAUGAAUCUUUCAUAUGCCGCAUUGAUAUGAGCGAGUACAUGGAACGACAUGCGGUUCAUCGUCUUAUUGGAGCACCCCCGGGAUAUGUUGGCUAUGAAGAAGGUGGUGAACUCACCGAGUCGGUGCGACGCCGCCCGUACCAAAUUGUCCUUUUUGAUGAGUUCGAGAAGGCGCACCCGAGUGUAUCGAAUAUCCUCCUUCAAGUCCUUGACGAAGGUCACCUUACGGACAGUCAUGGCCGGCGUGUGGAUUUCAAGAACACUAUCAUUAUUCUCACGUCAAACAUUGGAGCUGACGCCAUUGCUGCGCUGCCAGAGGGUUGUCCAUCCUCGAAGGCGAUGCCAUCUGUCAUGCAGCAGGUGAGACAGCGCAUGACACCAGAGUUUAUCAACCGCUUGGAUGAUAUUGUUAUGUUCAAUCGACUUGGCAAGGCUGAGACUCGAAAGAUUGUUGAUCUCCUCUUUGCACAUGUACAGUCAAUGUUGGACGACCAGGAGAUUAAGCUGGAGGUGAGCUCUGAUGUGUUUGAAUGGUUCGGGACGAAUGGUUACAGCCCAGUCUACGGCGCUCGCCCACUUAAGCGGCUCGUACAGUCCGAAUUAUUAAACCGGUUGGCGAUUAUGCUGUUGGACGGUCGGAUUCGGGAGAAGGAAACCGUGAAGGUGGAAAUGCGUGAUGGAGAGGUAUUUGUGCAUCAGAACCAUGACGCCGUGCGCCCAGUGGAUGCCGCAGACCUGGGUCCGCAACUCACAGAAUGA